AUGACUGCAACAACGGGAUGUACACAUGAAAAAGCCAAACAGUUAUUAAUUUCAACAGACUAUAGACUUGAGGCAGCAAUAAAUUUAUUCUUCGAUGAACGGACGAUGCCGAUUCCCUGUUGCAAAUUUUCUGAAUUGAUGACACCAGCAAAUACUCCAGCAACACCACCAAACUUUCCUGAAACUCUUCUUUCAUUUAACAAAUUAUCAACAUCGACACCAACAGGAACAACACCACCACCACCAUCAUCAUCAUCAACAACAACAAAUAUUCUAUCAAAUGAUAAUCGUAUUUCUUCAAGCACAACCACUACAACAACAAAUCAUUCACUAUCAUCAUCACCAAUGAAUAUGACAAUGAUGAUGAUGAUGGAUGGAACUGCUUAA
Rotaria socialis is the source of this 387-nucleotide messenger RNA. The record is from the annotation of a GenBank genome assembly. Lineage: Eukaryota; Metazoa; Rotifera; Eurotatoria; Philodinida; Philodinidae.